AUGUGGCUGCUGCAAUCCCUCUGGCUCUGGUUUCCGCUGUCUGUUGCUCUGCGUGGCCAGCAUGAGCCCAAGGCACCAGGUUAUCCCGGUGGACUCCGCUGUGGGCUAAGGAGCUUUCAGUUCACCAUAAACCUCAGCCAGGAGACAGCAACCCCUCCUGCACUAGUAGCUUGGGAUAAUCGAGGGCUGCCGCACAGGCUGCAGAAUGACUCUGAGUGUGGCACCUGGGUCAGCGAGGGCCCUGGCAGCUCCCUGGUGGUGGACGUGUCCUACAGCGGCUGCUAUGUCACUGAGUGGGACUCCCACUACAUCAUGCCGGUUGGAGUUGAAGGAGCAGAUGCGGGUGGACGCAGGACGGUUACAGAGACAAAGCUGUUCAGGUGUCCUCUGGAUCUCCCAGACAUCCCAAAUGCUGGCCUUUGCGACUCUGUCCCAGUGUGGGACAGACUGCCAUGUGCUCCUUCACCCACCACUCAAGGAGACUGCAAGCAGCUAGGCUGCUGCUACGAUUCUGAAGAGGCCAAUUCCUGUUACUACGGAAACACAGUGACCGCACGCUGUACCCAGGACGGCCACUUCUCCAUCGCUGUGUCUCGGAACGUGACAUCACCCCCACUGCUGCUGAAUUCUGUGCACUUGGCCUUCAGGAAUGACAGUGAAUGUAAACCUGUGAUGGCAACACACACCUUUGUCCUGUUCCAGUUUCCAUUUACUGCCUGUGGUACUACAAAAUGGAUCACUGGAACCCAGGCAGUAUAUGAAAACGAGCUGGUUGCAACUCGGGAUGUGAGAACUUGGAGCCAUGGUUCUAUCACCCGAGACAGUAUCUUCAGGCUUCGAAUCAGUUGUAGCUACUCUGUAAGCAGCAAUGCUCUUCCAGUUAAUGUCCAGGUUUUUACUGUCCCGCCACCCCUUCCUGAGACCCAACCUGGACACCUCACUCUGGAACUUCAGAUUGCCAAAGACAAACACUAUAGCUCCUACUACACUGCUAGUGACUACCCAGUGGUGAAGUUGCUUCGGGAUCCCAUCUACGUGGAAGUCUCCAUCCAACACAGAACAGACCCCAGUCUAGAGCUGCGCCUACACCAGUGCUGGGCCACACCCAGCACAAACGCCCUGCUCCAGCCCCAGUGGCCCAUGCUGGUAAAUGGAUGCCCCUACACUGGAGACAACUAUCAGACCAAACUGAUCCCUGUCCAGAGAGCCUUGGACCUGCCGUUUCCUUCUCACUACCAGCGCUUCAGCAUUUCCACCUUCAGUUUCGUGGACUCAGUGGCAAAGCAGGCACUCAAGGGACCGGUGUAUCUGCACUGCAGUGCAUCGGUCUGCCAGCCUGCUGGGACACCAUCCUGUGUGACAACCUGUCCUGCCAGACGAAGAAGAAGCUCUGACAUGCAUUUUCAGAACAGCACUGCUCGCAUUUCUAGCCAGGGUCCCAUGAUUUUACUCCAAGCCACUCAGGACUCUUCAGAAAAGCUCCGUAAAUACUCAAGGUCUCCUGUAGACUCCCAAGCUCUGUGGGUGGCUGGCCUUUCUGGAACCUUAAUCAUUGGAGCCUUGUUAGUGUCCUACCUGGCCAUCAGGAAACGGAGAUGAGCUACUCAGACCAAAUGUGUUAAUAAAACCAGAUUGCACUGCUAG
Molecule: messenger RNA, 1644 nt
Organism: Lipotes vexillifer (Yangtze River dolphin)
Lineage: Eukaryota; Metazoa; Chordata; Mammalia; Artiodactyla; Lipotidae
Gene: ZP4
Product: zona pellucida glycoprotein 4
Exons: 12
Coding region: 1-1599 (532 amino acids)
Biological process (GO): binding of sperm to zona pellucida; prevention of polyspermy
Cellular component (GO): egg coat
Molecular function (GO): structural constituent of egg coat; acrosin binding
Source: RefSeq, a predicted model, not a curated record